Molecule: messenger RNA, 918 nt
Organism: Vitis riparia (riverbank grape)
Lineage: Eukaryota; Viridiplantae; Streptophyta; Magnoliopsida; Vitales; Vitaceae
Product: E3 ubiquitin-protein ligase At4g11680-like
Exons: 4
Coding region: 1-918 (305 amino acids)
Molecular function (GO): zinc ion binding
Source: RefSeq, a predicted model, not a curated record
AUGGCAAACCAGAACGAUGGUGAGCACAUAAUUGAGAUUGGAGAUCAGAGACCAUCAAUUCCUACUAUUCAAACUCCUUCAUCUUCUCCAUCACAUAGUAAUCCAUUCGAGUCUGGAUUAUGGAUUUCUUUGCAGUUUAUUCUAAGUGUUAUCCAGAUUGUUGCAUCCAUUGUGGUUUUGUCGCUGUCCAAACUAAAUGGAGAUCCAGACUACAAACUCUUUUCAUGGGUUGUGGGCUAUGCUUGUGGCUGUGUUCUCAUGCUUCCUCUUCUCUACUGCAGAUAUAUUGUCAGAGGAACCGUGAAUUUACAGCUGUAUGGAAUAGUGGAAGUGUUGAAGAUGUCCUUGAGCUGCUACUUUGCAGUGUGGUUCGUCCUGGGCAAUGUAUGGGUUUUUGGAUCUUCAUCUACUGGCAAGGAUGAUACCAAAUUGGAAACGUUAUGCCUAGUGUUCCUGGCGUCCGGCUGCAUUAUGUAUGCGAUGCCAGUCGUGAGAUGUGCUGCCUUCUGUCUGUUGUUGCCUUUUUUGAUUUUGCCAACACUGGCCUCUCCACAAGAACAAGCUAGAGAAGCCAACCCAGAUUAUUCCUUUAAUGCACUGCCAACCUACAAUUUUAAGUUAAAGGAAAAUGGAACAGGUGAAAGUGGAGUCUUAGCUGCAGGGACAGAUAAGGAGCGUGCCAUAUCCGGAGAAGAUGCAGUUUGCUGCAUUUGCUUGGGAAAAUAUGCAGACAAUGAUGAGGUGCGGGAGCUUCCAUGCAGCCAUUUCUUCCAUGUGGAGUGCGUGGAUAAAUGGCUGAAGAUUAACCCUCGGUGUCCUCUCUGUCAAUCUGAGCUUGGAGGGGCUGGUGGGGCUUCAACAUUGGUCACUCACUCCAGUCAGGACCAAAGCGAGAGGAUGACAGAUACUGCGUCUUAA